This is a messenger RNA of Balaenoptera ricei (Rice's whale), 502 nucleotides long. It is a transcript of the gene S100A6, whose product is annotated as S100 calcium binding protein A6. The record is from RefSeq and is a predicted model, not a curated record. The transcript has 3 exons. Gene Ontology annotation, cellular component: nucleus; perinuclear region of cytoplasm; cytoplasm. Lineage: Eukaryota; Metazoa; Chordata; Mammalia; Artiodactyla; Balaenopteridae. Gene Ontology annotation, molecular function: S100 protein binding; calcium ion binding. The coding region runs from base 141 to 413 and encodes 90 amino acids.
GGGAAAGUGCUUUGAGAGUGAGGACACUGGGGGUGGCUGGGAUGCGGUCCCCGAGGGCAGUGGUGGACAGGCCACUCUGACUUGUCACCAGCUCACAGGAGGCCCCCCUGACGACACUGCUCUGAGCCCAGCCUUCAGCCAUGGCGUGCCCUCUGGAUCAGGCUAUUGGCCUCCUGGUGACCAUCUUCCACAAGUACUCCUGUCAGGAGGGCGACAAGAACACCCUGAGCAAGAGUGAACUGAAGGAGCUGAUCCAGAAGGAGCUCACCAUUGGGGCGAAGCUGCAGGAUGCUGAAAUUGCAAAACUGAUGGACGACCUGGACCGGAACAAGGACCAGGUGGUGAACUUCCAAGAAUAUGUCACCUUCCUGGGGGCCUUGGCCAUGAUCUACAAUGACAUCCUCCGGGGCUGAAAAUAAAUUGGGAAGGUGGAGACACCCUCUAGCUGGCCUGUCUAGUGGUGGGUAAUUGUACAAUAAAUUUUUUUUUUUGGUUAAAUCUA